AUUCGGACGUGGGUGUUCGGAUUCUUCAUCCUGGCGCUGGCUUCAGUUUCGUCAUGUGAUAAACUGGGGGGGGCGCACGCUGCCCACGGUGCCCACGCUGACCACGCUGACCACGCUGCCCACGGUACAGCUAGCCCGGUACACUCUCCGCACCCUACUGCCGUUCCACACCUGACGUUCCCGGCUGCCCAGGGCACCUAUGCCCCGCCCUUCGCAGGGUACGCCUCGCCCACGCCCUACGCGUACCCCGUACCCACUGCAUAUGGUACGCCCAGUCCGUACGGUGGGGUACUCGCUCCCCAGUACCCAACGGCUGGGUACGGAGCGCCCUAUAGCUACCCGGCACCCCAAUACCCUGUGCCGUUGCUAGGACAAGGCACCGGCUGGGGAUUACAAGGCACCGGCUGCGGAUUACAAAAGGCACCGGCUGCGGAUUACAAGGCACCGGCUGCGGAUUACAAGGCACCGGCUGCGGAUUACAAGGCACCGGCUGCGGAUUACAAAGCUCCUGUUGUGGAUUACAAGGCACCGGCUGCGGAUUACAAGGCACCGGCUGCGGAUUACAAAGCUCCUGUUGCAGAUUACAAAGCUCCUGUUGCAGAUUACAAGGCCCCUGCUAGCGGAUAUGUAUACAAUGCACCAGAGGGAGCGCCCCACCCUGGCUACCACGCCCCGAAACCGACUUACAAGCCACCAACAGCCAGCGGGUAUGACUAUACGCCCCCUAAGUCAGAUUACUUGCCCCCAAAAUCAGAUUACGAGGCACCUUCCAGCGGAUAUGUAUACAAGGCCCCAGAAGGGGCGCCCCACCCAGGCUAUCACGCCCCGAAACCGACUUACAAGCCUCCGACUGCUUACAAAGCGCCUGCACAACACGGUUAUGACUACACACCUCCCAAAUCGGCUUACUUACCCCCAAAAUCAGAUUACGAGGCACCUGCUAGCGGAUAUGUGUACAAGGCCCCAGAAGGAGCGCCCCACCCAGGCUAUCACGCCCCGAAACCGACUUACAAGCCACCAACAGCCAGCGGGUAUGACUAUACGCCCCCUAAGUCAGAUUACUUACCCCCAAAAUCAGAUUACGAGGCACCUUCCAGCGGAUAUGUGUACAAGGCCCCAGAAGGGGCGCCCCACCCAGGCUAUCACGCCCCGAAACCGACUUACAAGCCUCCGACUGCUUACAAAGCGCCUGCACAACACGGUUAUGACUACACACCUCCCAAAUCGGCUUACUUACCCCCAAAAUCAGAUUACGAGGCACCUGCUAGCGGAUAUGUGUACAAGGCCCCAGAAGGGGCGCCCCACCCUGGCUAUCACGCCCCGAAACCGACUUACAAGCCACCAACAGCCAGCGGGUAUGACUAUACACCCCCAAAGUCAGAUUACUUGCCCCCAAAAUCAGAUUACGAGGCACCUUCUAGCGGAUAUGUGUACAAGGCCCCAGAAGGGGCGCCCCACCCAGGCUAUCACGCCCCGAAACCGACUUACAAGCCUCCGACUGCUUACAAAGCACCUGCACAACACGGUUAUGACUACACACCUCCCAAAUCGGCUUACUUACCCCCAAAAUCAGAUUACGAGGCACCUUCCAGUGGAUAUGUAUACAAGGCCCCAGAAGGGGCGCCCCACCCUGGCUAUCACGCCCCGAAACCGACUUACAAGCCACCAACAGCCAGCGGGUAUGACUAUACGCCCCCUAAGUCAGAUUACUUACCCCCAAAAUCAGAUUACGAGGCACCUUCCAGCGGAUAUGUGUACAAGGCCCCAGAGGGACUGCCCCACCGAGGCUACCACGCCCCAAAACCGACCUACAAGCCUCCAACAGCCAGCGGGUAUGACUACAUGCCUCCCAAAUCGGAUUACCUGCCCCCUAAGUCUGCCUACGAUGCCCCCAAGUCGGGCUACGAGGCUCCCAAGGCUGACGGCCACGGCUACAAAAUCCACGACCCUUCGUACUCGACCACGAUGGACCCCAACUGGAGGCCCAAGUUCACGACCCCUUACCCCGAGGGUGCCUCGUCCCUACAUUAUAAAGCUGCUUUGCGGACUGAAGUCCUGUUGAAGUACAGGGAUGUUGAAGGACUCAAGCUCCGUGAAGCACGAGGCUCCCGUGAACUCAAAGCUCCCCACUACAAAGCCCCCGCAGCAGACUACAAAGCUCCCGUUGAAGACUACAAGCCUCCGUUCGAGACUACAAAGCCCCUGAAGGAUACAAAGCUCCCUGCUACAGGUUGUACACCCCCCUGCGGCAUUGUACACCUUUCGCUGCCUGACUACGUAAGCCGAUUGUAA
This is a messenger RNA of Penaeus monodon (black tiger shrimp), 2292 nucleotides long. RefSeq names its product extensin-2-like. The record is from RefSeq and is a predicted model, not a curated record. The transcript is spliced from 4 exons. Lineage: Eukaryota; Metazoa; Arthropoda; Malacostraca; Decapoda; Penaeidae. The annotation marks the transcript as partial.